CAAGAAGCUGGUCCUCUCAUCAGUCAGCGGAGAGGCAGGCCACGAGCAGGAUGUCGUCAGCUGUGGCCUUCUUGCUGAAGGGUGACUGGGACGAGCAGCCUGUCGGCUCCGCCCCCAAGAUGACGUCAUCCACCACCACGCGGCCGCCGGGGUUCGUACAGUGCUACGUCUGCCAAAGGGAAUUCGGGUCUCGGUCCAUCGAGAUCCACGAACCUCAGUGUCUCGAAAAGUGGAGAGCCAGAAACGCCAAGUUGCCAAAGACGAGGCGGGAGCGCACGCCCUCGCCGCCUGCGGGCCACCCACUCCACGCACACGUCGACCGAGGAGACAUGUCGCCCUCCCCGGCAGCCUACACGCCCACGUCAGACCCCGACGAGCUCAGCACCUCCUGGUCCCACCCUGGAAAGCCGCCCGCGCAGCCUCAGAAUGGGCGGCCGCGCUCAGCCUCCUUCAGCGAGGGCAAGAGGAAAGUCCGCCCCUCCACUGCCACGCUGGAGAAGCCCAAGGUGCUCGACAUGAGCCUCCGACAUGAAGUGGACAUGAGCGAGAUGAGGCGCGACAUGCUGGACCAGGUGAUCCUCACGAAGGACACCCACGGAGGCUCCAGCGACUACUCCAGCGACUUUACUUCGUCUUCGCCUUCGUCAGUGGGCAGCAAAAGCCCCUUCGAUGACGAGGCCACGUCGUCCGGCCGUCCACCAUGCGGCUGCCUCGACCCUCUCGCCACAUCGCCGUGCCGGUCAUCACGGCCCAAAACUCGCGCCCCUCCAAGAAGACUUCCAAUCUCAGAAGCUUCCUGCCGAGGGGACGUCGAAGGCAGCUCGAAGAGGUGUUCACGGGGCCAAAGGAUAAAGUAAAGAUCCCCGAACCGUGCCUGACGUGCGGGAAGGAGCAGAACCCGGAGCGGUUCCACAGCCACCCGCUCGACAUCAUGAAGUUUAAGCCGAAGACGGAGGAGCGCGCCAAGGCCAGGGCGCUGAGCAAGCUCAUCGUGACCAAACCCACGGCACUCAAGUACAAAAGUCGAAGCGUCGACAUAGAGAACAAGGCCCCGGGCGGGCGGAGGAGCAAGCUGAAGCCGCCCUCGACGGCCACCAAGAAAUCCCGCAGCGUGGACAGCUCGCCCGUCCCCGCGAAGAAGGGCCAGAGCGCGAUCCCGCUCAAGAAGUUCAUCAGUGAACAAAAGGCUUCCAUGAACAAAAACAAAGACUUCACCGUCGAGAUUUACGACGCGCAGUCUUCGCCGAGGAGCGAGGGCAGCUCCAGCCCGCCGGCGCCGCAGAGAAGGCGCGAGACGUCCAGACAGAACGGGGAGACCGAGCGCAAGAAGGGGGCGCCACCUCAUCCUCGACACAUGGGCAAGAUCGAGGAGGAGCGUGAAAGCCGACCUGAAGAGACCACGAAGAGCCCGCGGAGGACAGAGAGCCACCGGAACGGCGCCCACCCGCGUGUGCUACAUCUGCGGGCGGGAGUUCGGGAGUCGGUCCUUAGCCAUCCAUCAGCCACAGUGCCUCGAGAAAUGGAGGCGGGAGAACGAGAAACUACCACGCAACCUACAGCGUCCGGAACCCGAGCUUCCCGAACACGAACUCACACACGAGGAGUGGAAUGAGUACGCGUGGAAGACGGCACAGGCCCAGCUCGUGCCGUGUGAAUGGUGUGGGAGGACCUUCUUCCCCGAGAGGCUCGAGGUUCACCAGCGGGGAUGCAAGCCACCUCCAGGAGCGGCGAAGAAGGCGCAGAGGUCCUCGCAGAACCGCCCCGACACUUCAUCCAACCUCAACGCCUCUCUAUCCAUGAGCAAACCCACGAUCGUCUGCUACAUCUGCGGUCGCGAGUUCGGCUCCAGCUCCAUCAAGAUCCACGAGCCGCAGUGUCUGAAGAAGUGGCGCAUUCAGAACGAGAAUCUGCCGGAUAACCUCAAGAGACCCGAACCCAAGAAGCCAAGAAGGCAAGGUUGACAAGGAAGCAAUGGCGGAGGCGGCGUGGAAGACGCAUCUCGAGACACUCGUUGCAUGCAAGUGCGGGCGGACCUUCUUCCCCGACCGUCUUAUCGUGCACCAGAAGGCGUGCUUGAAGGAGGCGUGAUAGAGGCGACGGCGCCCUCAACCUUGUGAUAGAAACACGCUUCCCCCGGGGAAAGUUCCUUUUGGAUGCCUGCUACCUGUUUUACACGCGUCCGCCGCCCCUCUCGACAUCCAGGUUUCGAAGCUGUCCGUCUCGAACUUCCCGGUUUCGAAGCAGCCGGUCUCGAACUGUCUCGAACUUCCCGGUUUCGAAGCAGCUGGUUUCGAACUAUCUCGAACUUCCCGGUUUCGAAGCAGCUGGUUUCGAACUGUCUCGAACCUCUCGGUUUCGAAACUGUAUGUCCGGCGACUCUGACUAUGGCCGUAGACGUCGUGUGUGUCGUCGGGCCUCGAGACUAAAGCGGGCCGCUGUGAAUGCUCAGUAUGCUUGUGUAAAUAGACGAUUCAAAAGAUUUUUUUUUUUGAUGCAAGACAGACAUUAAUUUUAUAAGGCUUUUAUGGACCCCCUGUUGAAAAGAAAGAAAUAAGAAGAGGCUUUGUGAAUAACGAGACGAACUCAGGACAAAAAUAGAAGACGAGGAACUGAAUGAACUGACGUAUUAGCUCAGCGGGGACGUGCACACCGAUCAGUUUAGUUAUUCAAAAGGCUAAUUUUGCUCACAUUUAAAUUACGUAUAACAUGAUAAUGAGGGGAAAAACUCAUGUUGAAGAAAUGUGCUUCAAGAUAACUGCUUAGAAAAUCGUUAAUAGAAAUGCCAUCAUAAU
Penaeus monodon (black tiger shrimp) is the source of this 2792-nucleotide messenger RNA. RefSeq lists its product as uncharacterized. The record is from RefSeq and is a predicted model, not a curated record. NCBI's taxonomy places the organism in Eukaryota, Metazoa, Arthropoda, Malacostraca, Decapoda, Penaeidae.